UCAGUGAGGGAAGGAGAGAGACGCGCCAGCGCAGAGAGGCACGAAGCGGAGAGCAUCAAGUCGUCUACAUUUGGACAAAUCCUAAACCAGCGAAGAAAACUAAUGAAAAAUAAUAACUGUAACGUACCAAUAGGACUCAAAAGUGUGGGCGCCGUGUUCGUAUUUGGACAUAAAAUGAAAGGUCUACCUGUCUCUUCAUUGGGUUUGGAGUCCUAUUUGCGGCGACUUUGACAGAAGAUUUGCGCAUGCAGAGUGGGCUUUCAAAUCGGACUUGACUCGGACAUUCAGAAUCCCUUCAGGGAGUAAAAGACCUUAAUAACCGCUUCUCUCACUGGAACUCAUCAAACACAACCAUCACCGCCACCAUGGACGAAGACCAGUGCUACUACAAUGAGACCAUCUCCUUCUUCUACAACCGCAGUGGCAAGCCCCUUGCUACUGACUGGGACACCGUCAGCAGGCUGGUGAUGGGGCUGGGCAUCACUGUGUGUAUCUUCAUCAUGCUCGCCAACCUUCUGGUAAUGGUCGCCAUCUACGUCAACAGGAGAUUCCACUUCCCAAUAUACUACCUGAUGGCCAAUUUAGCAGCUGCUGACUUCUUUGCUGGACUGGCCUACUUCUACCUAAUGUUCAACACAGGACCAAACACUAGGCGGCUGACUGUUUCAACAUGGUUGUUGCGUCAAGGCUUGAUCGAUACCAGUCUGACAGCAUCGGUGGCCAACCUGCUGGCCAUCGCCAUAGAGCGUCACAUCACUGUCUUCCGCAUGCAGCUACAUACACGUAUGAGCAACCGACGUGUAGUGGUGGUGAUCGUUAUAAUCUGGACUAUGUCCAUAGUGAUGGGAGCGAUACCCAGUUUGGGCUGGAACUGUAUCUGCAGCCUUAAAAGUUGCUCCAACAUGGCACCACUUUAUAGCAACUCCUACUUGGUCUUUUGGGCGGUCUUUAACCUUUUGACAUUUGUUGUGAUGGUAACGCUUUACGCCCACAUUUUUGUCUAUGUGCGGCAGAGGACCAUGAGGAUGUCGCGGCACAGCUCUGGACCGCGGCGCAACAGAGAUACAAUGAUGUCUCUGCUCAAAACAGUGGUCAUCGUGUUGGGUGCAUUUAUUAUCUGUUGGACCCCAGGCUUGGUCAUCCUACUUCUCGAUGUCUUCUGCUCCAGCUGCAGUGUCCUCACCUAUGAAAAGUUCUUCCUGCUCCUUGCUGAGUUCAACUCAGCUAUGAAUCCUAUCAUCUAUUCAUACCGUGACAAGGAGAUGAGUGCCACCUUCAAGCAGAUCUUGUGCUGCCAACGACAGGAGAAUGUCAAUGGGACGGUGGCGGAGGGCUCUGACCGCUCAGCGUCUUCUAUCAACCAUACAGUGCUGGCUGCUGGCGGUGUGCAUCACCAUCACAAUGAGCACUCAGUGGUUUGAAAUAAUCAAAAAAUGGAAGUCUGAAAGUUGUGGUGAUUCUGACUAAAUCAAGGUAAAUACUAAAGAAGGGAUGAGAACGUGGAAUAGAUUAUAGACUGUUGUUUCAAUUUAAAAAUAGGUGAAAGGAACUGAUAAUCAACUGGAUAUCAGAUGGAUUUAGCAAUGAAGAAGAAGCAGAAGAAGAAGAAGGGGAGUAAAAAGAAUGAUGAAAAGACAAUGCAAACGAAGAAAGAAAAUCUAAUAUUCAAAGACUCUGACAGGCUGUUAGUAUUUUUUUAGCUGUAUAUUGUUUUCUGUGUUAAAUGUGGUUUUUUUUACAAGCAAAGUUGAUAUGAAUUAUUUAAGUAAUAUGUGAAAUGGUAAUGCCAGUAUAACAAUUCUCUUUCUCCAUUCAGCCAUGUUUAACUUUGGAACUACUAUACUUCUAGACAUGUGCCACCAAGACAAACACCUUGAUGCCAUUUUCACAUAACGUGUUCCUCUAAUUGAGGCAAAAAGAACAUCCUCAAUAAUUAACCACAUUUCUACUUUGGUAAUUUACACAAUUUGAAUAAAAGCUGCUCCAUACUAUGUCUUGUCAUGGAGCAGAUCAUUGUUACUUGAAUAGGCAUAACAGUAUCAACUACCAUGAUCCAUCUUCGGGCAUGCGCACCAAUAUGGUUCUUCAUGCAUAUAAAUGAUGGUUUUUUUUUUACCCCCUUGCUUUUCACUUCUGUACUUUUGUUGUGAUUUUAAGAUUGCUUGACAGUCUUGAAAAGGAUUAACAUCUGUAAGAUCAGAUAAAAAUGUUUGUCACAAUCUUAAAAAUAUACAAAUUAGAAUUUUUAGUUCUGUUAAAUUUUUUUGAUUGCUCAGAUAUAUUUGCGUGUCACACCAUCACCAAUUUGUACCCAUACAUUGCCGUUUGGUCCAUUACUUCUUCCAUUUUAAAAUAUUAACAAACCAUUUCAAUCCGAUGUACAUAAACCAAUUUGUAUUACUUUUAUUUUGCUUCGUUAAUAAGUAUCUUGAUGAAUUAUACAGAAAAAACUAGAUAUUUAUAUACACUGUAUAAAAAGGACAUAACUUUUUUUUCUCACUGUCUGAAAUUAAAGUAGACUCCACUUUUCAUGUUUUUGGUCAUUUAGGAUUACCGAAAUGUUUCCUAUUUGCUAAAUGAAUGGAAUGAAUGGAUGGAUGGAUGGAUGGAUGGAUGGAUGGAUGGAUGGAUGGAUGGAUGGAUGAGAUUGCUAUGCCUUUAAACAAUUUAAGAAAUUCCAGAUGAUGAUGUCAUGGCUUUGUAAGCUUCUAUAGGUUUAUGCAAAAAAUUUUAAUUACAUGGAGGAACUACUGUGGAUGCUUUUUAAGACGGGUGUGUUAAAAGCUUUGGAAAUUCAAGGAAAAUUAAAAGUAAUCAGCCAAAACAUUAGGAGGAGAAGUACGGUCCUCGACAAGUUUGAAGGUGCCAUGUUCAUCUUUUUGAUCAAUUACAUGCAAAUAUUAACCCCAAUUGAAUGUCUAGCUGUUCAGGAAGGAAAUUGAUUCUGUGUGAGGGACAUUUGGGAAAAAGUGUGUAUCAACCUCACUACAAAAGCAAAAGAGUUUGUGAAGAUACAGACAAAAUCUGGUAACAGAGUGACAGUGUCCACAGUAACAACUGUAACAAAACCUGCUGAAAUUCCAGGUCUGAACAGGGUGAAGAAUUCAUUACCCCUAAAAAGCCAGAUGACAGUUUACAAAUGUACUCAGGGAAAAGAAAGACUUGGAGACAUGACCUGUGGUCGGAUGAAACUUAAAUUCUAGUUUUUUGCCAGUAUUACAUUUGAAGGAAAAGGGGCAAAGUUCACAAUCCCUAGAACACUGUCCCAGUUGUGAGGUACUGGUUUUGUGGCAUCAUGUUUUGUAGGUGUUUUGCUCUAGGAGGAAUAGAUACACUUCACAAAACUGAUGGCCUUAUUUGGAAACUGAAAUAGCAUCUUAAGACAUCAACCAGGAAGUUAAAACGUGGUCAUAAGUAAGUCGAAUUAGAAUACAAUUAGGUUUUACAAAUUUCUUUUCUAUCUUUAGUCAUAAAACAAGUGCAAAAUAUCUGGCAAACUAGGGGAUUGUUGGUGAGACACAUUCCAUGGGACACGGAUCCAAUAACCCAAACUACAAAAUUGCAAUAUGAUCAAGCUGUAGCACUGUGAUAAGCACUGUCAACGCAUGUCAAGUCUUCAUACAUUAAAUGUCCAAGACCAAUUUAGUAGAUUUCAACAUAUGAAAACCUUUCAUGUUUUUAUGGGCAUGAUGCAGAUUAUCUUGAAAAAAAAAAAACUUAGAACAUGUUUUGUUCUCAGAAUUUGUUUCCUUAUGCUGAAUUGGUAGCAUUUAAAAUGAAAUUAUUUAUUUAUCCCAACACUGUUGUUACAUCUAAAAAUUAUAUGAUUAUUACAGAUUUAACACAUUGCUUGAAAAAAAAUUUUUUACUACCAUGGUGACCUUGCAACCAGACUCCUUAAAGAUUGAAUUACGUGUUGUUUAUGAUAUUUAUGAAGACAAGUUGUUCAAAGGAUUUUACUGCAUUGUAGUAAAAUGCUGUGACAAGUUCAUAUCUUAGAUGGUAAUAGUUUUGUAAAUGUGCUCAGUUGGCUACAUUAUUGGAUGUGUUGAGACCUGAUCUUUAUCUUUAGCGAUGUCACCCAGCUAGGCUCUGAGUUAAAAAAAAUAACAGAUUUUACCAACGUCUUUAUUGUAAUCAGCCUGAACAAAUGAUUGAACAGCCAUCAUGGGGACUAUUCAGAAAACAGAGGAUUAUAUUGAUCAGUUUUUUUGUGAUGUGUCGUUCCUUGAGGCUGAUUUAGUCAAUGAAUUUGAAAGGAAUACCAUUAAGUAAACCAAAUAAAAUUUUUCUACACCUAUAGGUCAGUUGUUCCAUGUUAUAAGUAUUACAGUAAAAACUAUUUGAUGUUGAUGAUCAUCAUUUUACCAAAGCUGUUACACUAUAAUAUUUUCUACCAUCUGUUAAAAAGAAAUGAAGAUGAUGCAGAGAAGAACAUGUGAUUUAAAGUUUGUUCUGAAAUAACAGCAGGUAGAAAGAAAAAAAAAUAUUUAAGUUUAGGCUAAUUUGUAUUAAAACAAAAAAAUAUGACAUCAUUCUCAGGAAGUUACUAUAUACAUAAAGUUGACUUACUCACCUGCUGUCAAAGUACAAGUAUGACUAAGACUCUAAAAUCAUGCUUGGAGCUGUCACACCUUCUUCUGGCAGACUGGGGCUAUGAGCAGGCUGCUAGCAGAGCCAAUAAAACUCCAGCCACACAUAGAUCUGAUAAGCAAUUCCCUUAAAGGUCUGCUCUUUUAAGAUGAUUUGCAGUCAGUUAAUGGUGCAAAAAUCAUGUCAGACCUAAACAAAAGCAUUUCACCUUCAUAAAAUCAUGUAUGUCUUUAUAAUGAUGGUCUCGGUGACCCUUCCUCCAGUUGACUGCCCGCUUUUGUUAAAAACAAUUUGCUGAGUAUGUUUAUGUUACAAGAAAUUAAAUUGCCUGAACUUUUGUGGCAACAGUGUCACUGAUCAUAUAAACAGGUACAUGUAUGUAGUUUUUAUAAAUAUGACCAUAUGAGAUGAGCUGACAAAUAUGAUCUAUGUGGUUAACAUCCUCUUACAGUAUUCCUCAAACUAAGUUGGGUUUGUGAUUUAGACUGCAGCUGAGUGUCAAAGGUUGCUUAUUUUUGUGGCAAACAAACUCUAACUUCUGAAUUUACCUCAGUGUCUUGUGCUUUUAUCCACACUUUCAGUCUAUCUACGAUGGAGAGCAUUAAAUAGUUGGCAUUUGGUUGCAGUGCAUAGACCAUGAGAACAUUUGUUUAUGCAAGACCUAGGACCGGAAUUAAAAUAGGGCCAAGCAAAAUAAAGCAAUGAAUGGGAGACAUUCAACUUUUUUGCAAGUUUGUUGUAACCAUUGAAAUAUAAAUUAAUUAUCUUCAAAAGGGCUGGGUUGAUUUGUCCCUUUGCUAUUUUGUAACCACAGUUCUGAUGAAUAAUGUAGAUUAAUAAUUACAAUUUAAUUAAUUGUGCCAUGUGCCAUAAUACAAUGCCAUGAAAAUUAGUUGCUCCCUUGUAGAUAUCAUCUGUUUUUGCUUUUUGUCUAGCUUAAACAUUUUAGAUCAUAAUUUAAUUUAUUAUCAGAAAAAGGUUAUCUAAACCAUUCUGGCCCUAUGCGAAAACAUAUUUCCCCCCUAAACGUAUUAACUGGUUGUGCCACCCUUGGCAGCAACAGCCCCCAUGAAGAGUCUGCAAUCAAUGGCAUUGAGUCUUUUACAUCACUGUGAGUUAAUUUUGUCCCACCCUUCUCUACAGGAUUGUUUUAACUCAGCCUCAUUGGAGUUUUUGAGGCAUGAACGGUUUAAGGUCAUGCCAAAAGAUUGUGUACAUUAAAAAUAACUAUAGAUUGUCUAAUUACAUGAUGGAGUUAGUGGUUUUAGCUGUCAUCUAAACUUCUAAAGAAUAAAAAGACUAUUAAUGAAUAAAUAGAAGCAUACAGUACAUAGACAAAGUCCAAUGGGACAGAGACCAAUGUUUAAAUGACAGCCUAAAACUCCGUUAAACAUAAUCGGUAAAUCAAUAUACUGUUUAGUUUGCUCUACUAACAAUAAACUAAAAAGUAAUAUUGUCUUUUGAUGUUUACCAUAUUUAGUCAACAUGUGAUGUUCUAUUAGUGUAAAGACUUUGAAAUAAUGAUGCAAAAUUAUUUAGACUAAUUUCUUCCAGUUAAAUGAAGGAUGAAGCACUGUGGUGAAUCGCACCUUACUCACAACUGUUAACAAAUUGUUGUUGUUUUUUUCAUGGCUGUGUACUUUUUGUGUCCGACUGUUUUUUUUUUUACCCAUUAAUUAUAAAAGGGAGAUUUUAGGAUUCUAGGUGCCUUUAUAAUAAAAAAAUAUUUUAUCAAUUUUCCCCUCAAUGCACAUCUGGACACUAGUUCGCGCUCUUCACUUUUUUAUCUGAAUUUCUAAAGCCUGAAGACCUUAACUGUAUUGUCAUGCUUGACAUUCACUGUAACAUUUUUUUCUGACUAAGGAAUUAUUCAUAUUACUAUGGCAAAACCAACUAAACAUCAUUACAUGUCUGUUAACUGUUGUGUCACUCUUUGCAUACCAUUGUAAUUUUAUUUGUACAGUAUGUUUGAAUAUAUCUAAGGUAUAUUAUUCCAAAGUUAAUCACAAAAAAGUGAAACCUGUCUGUUGGAUAUAAAUGUCAUACUUUGCCCAAAUGUACUGUAGGACUGUGUUUGUGGUUUGAUGCCAUCUUUAUUAUGCUGUGAAUGAAAUUCAUGCAGACCCUAUAGAAAACUUUUUCACUUAGUUAAAACUAGGUUUUUUGAUGCAGUGCAUUCCAGUUUUGUUUAGAAGCGUAACAUAAUACUAGACUUAGAUGGUUGAAAGUCACAAUCUUGUUUCACCUAUAAACAAAGCCAGCAGUGUUUGCUUGUCACUACAUCCAACAGUGGUUUCGCAAAGCAGUGAGGGGACAAUUGAAACCACAGGAGAUGAGGAGGAACAGCGAGUGGUGUUAAGUUAUCUUUAAAGAUUGUGUUAAUAGCCAUGCCUUUCAGUAGAACAAAGAAUAAUAUUAGUGUUAAGGGCAGCAACUUUGUCUCAUCAUUCCUUUUUUUUAUUUAAAUCACAUAUUUUUUAUUCAUGACCUAUAUUAUUCCUACUGAGAUCAGUCCCUAUAUGAUCAGCUUAGCCUGCCCUCCUUUGUUUGCAGUUUGUGGUGAAUCCGUGUUUAUGGUGACCUUCAACUGCUGUUGUUUGGCACAGCUAGCUUGUGUGACAGUUUGUAAAAUUGAUCAGCCUCAAGAACUGCAGUAACCAAAGUUUUACCAUGUGCCUUUCCCAGAUGUAGUCCUGAUUUAAUUUUAUUUGACCUUAAACCAAAAAAAUGCCAAUCUUUCCUGUACCAGUAGUUUUAGUGUGUAACUGUGACACAGAAUUGAAUGCAUUAUUAAUAAUAUCAAUACUUUAGAGGUUAAUACCAAUGAAUAUACACCCAAUGUCAUUGUGCUGAUAUUUCAAAAACAAUAAAAACAUAAACAUUCUAA
This is a messenger RNA of Girardinichthys multiradiatus, 7480 nucleotides long. RefSeq names its product lysophosphatidic acid receptor 1 (gene lpar1). The record is from RefSeq and is a predicted model, not a curated record. Gene Ontology annotation, cellular component: membrane. Lineage: Eukaryota; Metazoa; Chordata; Actinopteri; Cyprinodontiformes; Goodeidae. The transcript has 3 exons. The coding region runs from base 366 to 1421 and encodes 351 amino acids. Gene Ontology annotation, molecular function: lysophosphatidic acid receptor activity. Gene Ontology annotation, biological process: neurogenesis; phospholipase C-activating G protein-coupled receptor signaling pathway.